AGAUCCUGCUGCAUUUCGAAGAGCGGUUUUACGACUUACUGUCUCUCCACAAUUGACCUUUCCGCCGGUUGGGUUGCGUCAGCGUUGCUUCCACCUUUAGUCUUGAGCUAAGCAAAACAACUGCAACAACGAAGCGUCGUCUUCGCAUUCACGAUGCUUUCACAGUAAACGAGGAAUACCGCACACUACUCUGCCUUUUUCUAAAGAAUUAUUAAUAUUCAUUUCAUAGUCCUCGUUAGUUAAAAAAAAAAAAUGAAACAUGCGUCUCUCUUUCUUUGCAAAUCAGGCGAAAACAAUGCAGCGAAAGGCGUUCGUAGUUCACUCACGGCGCUCAGGUGUACAAGUCAGCCACCUACGCGACUCUUCCGAGAUGUGCGUCCAACGCGAAGACGCAAAUCGUAGCUGCCGUGCUCUGCUGUCGCUGCUACUCUCAUCCGCCGUUUCACGGAGCUUUACGAAAACGAGUCCGCAAUGCUCGAACAACUACGUCACCUCCUCACGUACGUCCGAGUCGAACUCAAAGCUCAAUACAACAGAAGUGAUUGCUGGCUGCUACGGUUUCUUUUGUUCGUCUCAUCGGGGAAUGCUUCGCUGCUGGCGGCUGCAGCCCAGACCUCUAUUGUCCCUCCACACACGUUGCGCGGCGUCUGACGCUGGUCAAGAAGGCCGAGACGCGUUCGAAUGCCGGCAACGCUGGUAUCAGCGCCAACUGCAUACUCAAACCCUGUUCCCGGUAGACUUAAUUCCUCUCGCACAACGCUUGCCGUUGGAUCGUUCCUCGUCGCCGCUGACGCAGAGAGAGGGGCGCUUCGGGGGCCAAACAUACCGCAACGCAGAUGCCAUGACGGAUGCCUUUUUAAGCUGCUGCCGCUCUUCCCUCUGCGAUGCGACGGUGCUGCAGUCGAUAUUUCGUCAGCUCUCGCCCGACCAGCAAUGUGCGAUUUUGACGCAGAGUUUAUCGCACGAGACGCACCAACGCCUGCCGCUCAUCAGUGCGUGCGUGGAGGAGGCGUUGCGCAACUCCACCCUCUCUCCGGGGCACUGGAUUCUUGUGCUGUCGAGUGUGAAGGCAGGCGACCCUGCACCCCCGCUCCCCGUUACGGCGAUUUUGAAGAACGUCUUUCUGAGCCGUACAAGCGCGUUUGGUUCCCCUGACGACGCUCGUGUGUUUAUUGCGCAAGCGCUCUCUUUGAUGGAGCGUCAGAAGACGCCUUUUACAUCGAUUGUGGACUGCUUGAGCGCGUGCGGCCUCGCUUACGAAGCGUGCGCUUACGCGUCCUCGUCGUCUUCCUUUGUUUCUUUUCCAUUUGCCGGUUCUUCCUCGGUUGAAGAGCAGGGUGGGUGGGGCUACGGCCCUCUUCUCCACCGUAUGUGCGCGCUGCCCAAGCCUCCGUUGAAGUGGUUCGGCGCCGUACGAAGCAAAAUGCCUCCUGCUGUGCAGCGGUACUCCACGCUCGUGGUGCUCCACGCUGCCCUGCGCAAACGCGGUGAUAUUCGGUGCGUCGAGGACGAGGUGUGGCGCCUCUUCACGGCGGAGCUGCUCAGCCCACUGGAGGCGGCGAGUGCCCUUCAUUUUGUGCUGCACCACGGCAACACAUUUACGGCGCGACUUUUGCUCGACCACUGCCACACCGCACAGCAGGUGCUGACGCUCAUGCGAUACACGCAUGGUGCAGAGCACCCUUUCACCUUUCAGGCCCUGGAGAAGUCUUUGACGACGCGAACAACAGAGCGCGUUCAUACGCACCUUCGCCUGGAGAGUCGGGAGAGGCGUACGAAGCUGGCGCUGUUCUUUGAUGCGCAGCUCGGCAACUGCGAGGCCAGUAGGAGACCAUCAGAGAGGGGCGAAGACCCCGAAGGAGAACUCUGUACGCAGACGCUGUCUAUCCGCUCCCUCGACCGCGGUCUCCUUCACCAGUGCCUGCGCGACGCCCUCCCUCACAGUGUCCUCGUGAGAGGGGAGCGCUCCCUCGCACAGGUGCUCGCUGCCAUCCCAGCCUCCGCCGUGGAACACGUGGCGAACUCGCUGCCCACGGUGCACGGCGACGUCCUCUCGUGGUGGAUCUCGCUCUAUUUGAAGGGCGGCAACGUCGAUGGCGCGCUGGCUGUCCUGACCGUCGUCGCGGCGCGGGGCUGCCUGCCGCACAUGGCGGUGUUGGUGGAGCUGCUCGAGUGCACGCAGGACGACACGGACAACUUCGUGCGCAGCGUGACGAUGCUUCGGCAGAGCUUCCCGCAAGCGACCGACGCGGUACUCCGCGCUUUUGUGGAACGCACGGCGACGUCGAUGACGCGUGCCGCGCCGCCGUCCACCACCACAGCGCAGGCGGUGCACGCCCUCAAGUCGCUGGCCGUCAUGGGCCUCCCGCGGCUCUCUGCACGGUGCCUCAGCGACAUCGCCGCGCACGAUUCAGCCGACACGAUCUCCGCCGUGAUGGCGCUGGCACAGGAGCUGGGCGGCUCUCCGGGGUGCACGACGGAGGCCGCCCCGCUCGACGUUGCCGCUAUUCGCGGUCUCGCAAUGGCGGGCCGGCAGCUGAACUACCGCGUGUGUGUCUCCGUGGCUGCGUUUGAUGCGGAUGGCGUGUACGCUGGCUGGUGGGGCUCCGCCUCACGCCCGCUACGCUCGCUAACGCGGUUUGCCUACUUGUCGGCGGACCUCUCGCUUUGGCCGUGGGUGGAGAAGGAGGCGCUCGCUGACUCUUCACGGCUUUCCUGCGACGAACUGCACAAGGCUGUUCGAAUCGUGGCACUGGGCAGCCGAGAUGCGAAGAUAGCGGUUGCGUUCUGGAACGCAGCCAAGGCGAAGAUGCAGCACGAAGGCGAGAAGCGGCGUGUGAGUCGAGAAGAUUGUCGAGCGAGCGCGAAACGCGAUGAAUACACUCUCGCAUGCGUGUGUGCAGUGUGCGUUACGCAAGGGCAGAAGCAGCUUGCAUCGCACUUAAUACGUGACGAGAGCAGCAACACCAACGCUUCACCACUGCUGGCUGCCUUUUCAACUCUUCACAUGGCGCCUACUGAACGGCAACUUGCGAUACGUAAGAGCGAGCUGCAGUUCGAAAAGUUUAGCAAACGUUCACUUACGCGGAAGGCGAGGGGUGGACUUCUUGGGCGUGGAGCCCAAAAGGCGUCCGUGCGAGAGACACCACGGAGCUUGCUGUGUUACUUCCCGCCGUCGCUGCAGCGUCUUGUUCGUGCGUCAGGGUCUGUUCUUGUCGAUUCCUUUUCAGCCCCGGAUGAAUGGGAACAUUUGGGGAGAGGGAAAUCGCCAACGACGUAG
Messenger RNA from Leptomonas pyrrhocoris, 3280 nucleotides. RefSeq lists its product as hypothetical. Lineage: Eukaryota; Euglenozoa; Kinetoplastea; Trypanosomatida; Trypanosomatidae. The record is from RefSeq and is a predicted model, not a curated record. The transcript has a single exon. The coding region runs from base 260 to 3280 and encodes 1006 amino acids.